AUGGCCGAGAGCGGACCAAAUGGAUAUAUAAUCCAAGCCGAGAGUGGAGUUACGUGAACAGCCGUCUGAUGGAAAACAACUUUCACGUUCGGUUCAGAGAGCACUUUUUUCGUUGAGAAUAAGUCCUUCCCUUUUGUGUGAAUUCCCCAGCGGCGAAUUAACAACUUGUGGGGCCCUAUCUAUUCAAUCUCUCGAGCCCCAAGAAAACCCCCCUCUCCCUCGGACUCAAUCUCUCUUUUGACUCUAUAUAUGUGGGCACCUGAUAUCUAUGAGGGUUCACCCACCCCGGUGACAGCAUUCCUUUCUAUUGCGCCUAAAAUCUCUAUUUCUGCAAAUAUGUCACGUGUUUCUAUUGUUGCUUCCUAUGGGGGUACAUUACAACAAAUCUUCUUUUUCUGCAGCAUUGCUUCUAUGAUCUUAGGAGCACUGGCCGCCAUGGCCCAAACGAAAGUCAAAAGACCUCUAGCUCAUAGUUCGAUUGGACAUGUAGGUUAUAUUCGUACUGGUUUCUCAUGUGGAACCAUAGAAGGAAUUCAAUCACUACUAAUUGGUAUAUUUAUUUAUGCAUCAAUGACGAUAGAUGCAUUCGCCAUAGUUCCAGCAUUACGGCAAACCCGUGUCAAAUAUAUAGCGGAUUUGGGCGCUCUAGCCAAAACGAAUCCUAUUUCGGCUAUGACCUUCUCCAUUACAAUGUUCUCAUACGCAGGAAUACCCCCGUUAGCCGGCUUUUGUAGCAAAUUCUAUUUGUUCUUCGCCGCUUUGGGUUGUGGGGCUUACUUCCUAGCCCCAGUGGGAGUAGUGACUAGCGUUAUAGGUCGUUUUUAUUAUAUACGCUUAGCGAAAAGAAUGUUUUUUGAUAGACCUAGGACAUGGAUUCUAUAUGAACCAAUGGAUCGUGACAAGUCGUUACUACUAGCAAUGACUUCCUCUUUCAUUACUUCAUCCUUUCCAUAUCCCUCUCCCUUGUUCGAUCUUACUCAUCAAAUGGCACUCAGUUCAUAUCUGUAAGUUCGUUCGAUCAUUGACAAGGUUCAAAGAAAG
This is a messenger RNA of Triticum urartu, 1041 nucleotides long. The record is from RefSeq and is a predicted model, not a curated record. Lineage: Eukaryota; Viridiplantae; Streptophyta; Magnoliopsida; Poales; Poaceae.